ACCAUAAUGCAGUAGCCCUAUCAACCUAGACAUACAUGUGGACUACUACACAUCAGCUAUAAAGAGUAAACCAAAUACAACAUAGUGAUGCAUUUAGAUUACAUCCCAUCAUUUCUUUUCAGAACCUCUUCAUGACUAAAUUGGAGGAGCAGAACAUACAGCUGCAAGUCAAACUCGCCCACAUGGAGCAGCGACUCAAUGAUGUGAGCGAAGAACUCUGUGCCUGCAAAGAGAAGACACACGUCUGUCCCGCAGGUGAUAUACUGAUCUGCGACCGGUGCUACAGCCUCCCUAAUAUUUAUGUUAAAAAAAACUACACUGAAGCCAGGUCUGUCUGUCAAGCUGCCGGCGGGCACCUGGCUAUGCCUAAGGACAAGAAAACAAACGACUUCCUGGCGCGCGUUCUCCAGAGUCUCUUCAUGUUCGUCGGUCGACGUCGCCACUCGGUCUGGAUUGGUCUCACCGACAGAUCUGAGAUGGGAACUAGCUGGAUGUGGGAAGACGGGACGCCGCUUGCUGGCUGGAACAACUGGGCGGCGGGGCGACCUCAGAAUCCUCUUCAUGGCGCCUUUUGUGCUUGCUGGGACGAGUUUCAUGGCUACAAUUGGAAUGAUGCACAGUGUGGCUCGGAUGAUUUUAAUUAUUUGUGUGAAAAACCUGCUACUGUUAAACCAUAGUCAAAAGUUCUGAUGGCCGGCAAUAGGUUUGAAGUUCGUAAAAACUUCCAUGCCAUGUAUUGUCUGAUGUAUUGUGUUAAACUUUAUAUUUCUACACUUUCCGUAAAUUUUAUGUAUGCUCGU
Branchiostoma belcheri (Belcher's lancelet) is the source of this 800-nucleotide messenger RNA. Its product is annotated as collectin-10-like. The transcript has 2 exons. The record is from RefSeq and is a predicted model, not a curated record. Bases 132 to 677 code for a protein of 181 amino acids. NCBI's taxonomy places the organism in Eukaryota, Metazoa, Chordata, Leptocardii, Amphioxiformes, Branchiostomatidae.